Molecule: messenger RNA, 2555 nt
Organism: Sabethes cyaneus
Lineage: Eukaryota; Metazoa; Arthropoda; Insecta; Diptera; Culicidae
Product: pre-mRNA-splicing factor CWC22 homolog
Exons: 2
Coding region: 53-2515 (820 amino acids)
Biological process (GO): mRNA splicing, via spliceosome
Cellular component (GO): catalytic step 2 spliceosome
Molecular function (GO): protein binding; RNA binding
Source: RefSeq, a predicted model, not a curated record
GCUUCAUUAAAAAGUUUUCAACAAUUUAAUCAGUAAUUAAUCGUGUCAUACAAUGUCCGACAUGGAACAUACGCGUUCGCGAGUGAAAAAGCGCGACCGCCAUGCAUCGGUCAGUCCGCCCAGUGAACAAAAUAAGCAUCGCAAAAAGCACUCACGGAAAGGACGUAGUUCGCGUUCCAGAUCAAGAUCCCGAUCGCGGUCCCGUAGUCGCGACAGAAAAAGCAGACAGGAUGAACGUAGACAGCCAAGAUCCCGUUCCAGAGAACGUGACCGCCGAGCGAAAAACCGUCGUAGUCUGGAACCUGGUGAACGUUCCCGAAGCAAUAGUGUUGAGAAACCUCCGGCAGCGCCGGUCUCGAAACCUGCUAGCAAGGAGGAAGGGGAUGAAGCUUUGUUAAAGAAUGAAAAGCCGGCAGUACGGAGGACGGUUGAUUUGCUGACAUCGAAAACUGGAGGUGCGUAUAUCCCACCGGCAAAGUUGCGAAUGAUGCAAGCGGAAAUUACGGAUAAAACGUCCGCUGCAUAUCAGCGAAUUUCCUGGGAGGCGCUUAAAAAAUCCAUCCAUGGUUACAUUAACAAAGUGAACGUGGACAAUAUUGGCAUUAUCACACGGGAGCUGUUACGGGAAAAUGUUGUUCGCGGCCGUGGACUGUUGUGUCGAUCGAUUAUUCAAGCGCAAGCAGCAUCACCCACCUUUACGCACGUCUACGCAGCGCUGGUAGCCAUCAUCAACUCGAAAUUUCCGAACAUCGGCGAGCUGCUGCUGAAGCGGUUGGUAAUUCAAUUUAAACGGGGCUUCCGUAGAAACGACAAAAGCAUCUGUCUGUCGGCGUCCCGUUUUGUGGCACAUCUCGUCAAUCAACGGGUGGCGCAUGAAAUUCUUGCGCUGGAAAUUCUGACACUGCUGGUGGAAAACCCGACGGAUGAUUCCGUGGAGGUGGCAAUCGCGUUCCUGAAGGAAGUCGGUCAAAAACUGACCGAGGUUUCCGGGAAGGGAGUCAACGCUAUUUUUGAGAUGCUGAAAAACAUUCUGCACGAGGGAAAGUUGGACAAACGUGUGCAGUACAUGAUUGAGGUGGUGUUUCAAAUUCGAAAGGACGGGUUCAAGGACCAUUCGGCCGUGAUUGAUUCGCUGGAGCUGGUCGAGGAGGAUGAUCAGUUUACGCAUUUGAUAAUGCUGGACGAAGCGACCGACACGCAGGAUAUUCUCAAUGUAUUCAAGGUGGACAAUGAAUACGAGGAAAAUGAGGCUAAAUACAAAGCGAUCAGUAAGGAGAUUCUCGGCAGCGAUGAUAGUGAUGAUGAUGGUGAUGGUGGGGGCUCGUCCAGCGGAAGUGGAAGCGAUAGUGAUUCGGAUGGAGAAGCUGACUCCGAUGGAGGUAGUGGCGAGGAAGGAGAUGGCAAUCAGAAGCAGUUGAUCGUGGAUAACACAGAGACCAACUUGAUCGCACUUCGGAGGACGAUCUAUUUGACGAUCCAUUCCAGUUUGGACUACGAGGAAUGUGCACAUAAGCUAAUGAAGAUGGAACUGAAGCCAGGACAGGAGCAGGAAUUAUGCCACAUGUUUUUAGAUUGCUGUGCCGAGCAGAGAACUUACGAAAAGUUUUACGGCCUGCUGGCGCAAAGGUUCUGCAUGAUUAACAAGAUAUAUAUCGAGCCAUUUGAGCAGAUUUUUAUCGAUACCUACUCCACAACGCACAGAUUGGAUACAAACCGGUUGCGUAACGUGAGCAAAUUUUUCGCUCAUUUACUCUUCACCGAUUCCAUCGGUUGGGACGUGUUGCGUUGCGUUCGGCUCAACGAGGAGGACACCACCAGUUCUAGCCGAAUCUUUAUUAAGAUUCUGUUUCAGGAACUAUGCGAGUAUAUGGGUCUUGUUAAGUUCAACAAUCGACUCAAAGAUCCGACCCUGGCAGAGCCUUUUGCUGGGAUUUUCCCCCGGGACAACCCGAAAAACACGCGGUUUUCUAUCAAUUUUUUCACCUCAAUUGGUUUAGGUGGGCUAACGGACGAGCUGCGUGAUUUUCUCAAGAAUGCUCCUAAGCAGAUUGUUCAACCGGUGGCCGCUCCCGUACCGGAAGAAGAAGAUGCCGAUGGUUCAUCUUCCAGUUCAUCAUCACCAUCAUCGUCCUCCUCUUCCGAUUCGAGUUCAUCGGAGGCCUCCUCCUCCGAUUGGGAGGACGAACGACCGAAAAAGAAAAAGAAAAAAGAUCGUAGGCAAAAGAACGAUAGACACAGUAAAUUGGACAGCCAUAAGGAUAACCGUUCGGACCGGAGAAGAGGCGUGGAAGAUCGUAGUGAGCGGCAACGCCGAGAUGAUAGCCGAGAUCAACGUUCAGCUCAUACCAGAGAGUAUCGUCGUGAAACCGAGCAUCACAGUAGGCGGGAUUGGGAUGAACGUGGCAGAGCAGACACUCAUCGGCAUCGCCAUGAUGAACGCGAUUACUCCGAUAGGAGGAGGGAAUCUGACAGGUCCUCUGAUCAUCGCAGAAAGAGAAGCAAGGAGCGACGAUAAAUUAUUUUAACUGAACAUUUUUGAAUACAUUUGUGAAUUA